Messenger RNA from Ascoidea rubescens DSM 1968, 3486 nucleotides. RefSeq names its product proteasome regulatory particle base subunit RPN1 (gene RPN1). Gene Ontology annotation, biological process: regulation of protein catabolic process; proteasome-mediated ubiquitin-dependent protein catabolic process. The transcript has a single exon. Gene Ontology annotation, cellular component: nucleus; proteasome complex; proteasome storage granule. The coding region runs from base 130 to 3369 and encodes 1079 amino acids. Lineage: Eukaryota; Fungi; Ascomycota; Saccharomycetes; Ascoideales; Ascoideaceae. Gene Ontology annotation, molecular function: enzyme regulator activity. The record is from RefSeq and is a predicted model, not a curated record.
CUCCAACUGGCUCUUUGAUUCAGCUGCAAGAGAUCAAUCCUUCAGAUCAACCAUCUAGCUAGCGAGCUUGAACCAAUUGAAACACAUCACUGCUACUGGUGGCUCCCCAUACUGCUUUCCUUGUCCGAAAUGUCCUCCAAAGAUCAGCUCCCUCAGAAAAAAGUCGUGCCCGACGCCACUAAAGAUGCUAAACAAAAUGUCAAAUCAGGCAAAAAGAAGAAGCAAGAAGAAGAGGAAUUAAGUGAAGAAGACCAGCAAUUAAAGUCUGAUCUAGAGAUGUUGGUUGAGAGACUUAAUGAGUCUGAUUCCUUGUUGUAUGAGGCCUCUUUGUCGAAGUUGAAAGUCUUUAUUAAAGAAUCCACAAGCUCAAUGACUGCUGUUCCUAAACCUUUGAAAUUCUUAAGACCCCAUUAUCCUCUCUUAUGCAAUUUAUACGACAAAUGGCAAGACCCAGUUUUGAAAUCGAAAUUGGCUGAUAUCCUAUCGGUAUUGGGAAUGACUUACUCUGAUGAAGGUAACCUUGAUUGUUUAAAGUACAGAUUAUUGUCCAAUGAACCCGAUAUAAGUGAAAUGGGCCAUGACUACGUUCGUCAUUUGGCUUUAGAAAUCGGUCUACUUUACAUUCCCUUACUAGAACUCGAAAAUGGCUUAAAGCCUGAAGAAGUUACUGCUCUAGUUCUUUCAGACAACAAUGUUGCUGAAAAACUAGAUACUGCAUCUAAAGACUCAACUUCAACUGAAUUAAAGACCGAUGAAUCUAAGUCUAGCAAAAAGGAUAAUUCUCCAUCAGAUAGUAACUCCGCUGAUAAAGAAAAAGAUAACCAAAAAUCUGAUAAACCCAAAGCCGACGAUGAGGAAGUAAAAAUAAAAGUCUUAUCUGGAGUUAAAAUCGCUGAUUUGAAACAAUUGGCCUUUGAAAUUGUUCCCUUUUUCCUAAAACAUAACGCUGAAGCUGACGCUGUUGACUUAUUAUUAGAAAUUGACUCCAUCAAAGAUCUCCCAAGAUUUGUUGACAAAAAUACUUAUUCCAGAGUUUGCUUAUACAUGGCUAGUUGUGUUCCAUAUUUGCCUCCAUUUGAUGACGUCUCUUUCUUACAAACUGUUUGUGAAAUUUAUCUCUCUCAAGAUCAAUUGACUAAAGCUCUUCCAUUAGCACUCAAAAUCGGUGAUGAUUCAUUAAUCAGAAAUAUUUUCUCUCGCUCAAAUGACUUGGCCACUUCAAAACAAUUGGGUUUUAUUUUAGCAAAACAAAAUCCUGCUUUCCAAUUAAUUGAAUCAAAAGACGAUGACAUUGAAGAUGAAGAUGAAGAUGAAGAUGACGCUGAAAACGAUAUUUCAAUAGAAAAGGAUGAAUCCAAAGAACAAGGUGAAGUAGAUCAGGAUCAAGAACAAGAUCAAGAUAUAGCUGAAGAUGAUAUUGUUGAAGAAGUAAAUCCUGACGUUGAAGUUUGUAUAUCAAAUCUAAAAUUAAACGAAUAUUUCACCUAUCUAACAUUAAAAUUAAACCUACUAGAACCUAAAAUCCCCGAGGAUAUUUACAAAUCUCAUUUAGAAUCAAAGAACGGCUAUAUGGAAACUUCUACUGAUUCUGCCAAACAAAGUUUAGCUGCAAGUUUUGUCAACUCCUAUCUCAAUUGCGGAUUUUGUAACGAUAAAUUAAUAAGUCAAGAAAAUGCUAUGGCUUGGAUUUAUAAAACUAAAGAUACUGGAAUGCUAUCUGUUGCUGCUAGUUUAGGUGCUGUUUUCCAAUGGUCUUCAUCUGUUGGUUUACAAGAGUUGGAUAAAUUUUUAGAAUCAACUGAAGAAGAAAUCAAAGCCGGUGCUUUACUCGGUAUUGGUCUUGUCAAUACUGGAAUUUAUGAUGAAGUUCUCACCUCUUUUUAUUUAGUUGAAAAUUACGUCACUAACAAUUCAAGAUUAUUAAGAAUUGCUUCUAUAAUUAGUUUGGGUAUCUCAUUUGCUGGUCAUGAAAACCAAAGUGUUUUGGAACUUUUAUUACCAAUUAUUAGUGAUGAAUCUGCUUCAAUUGAAAUUGUGUCCUUGGCUACAUUAUCAUUAGGUUUAGUUUUUGUGGGAACUGGUAACCCAGAUAUUGCCCAAACAAUUUUAUCAACCUUUAUUGAAAGACCAAAUAAAGAUUUUAAUGAUAGUUUUGCUCAAUUAAUGUCAUUAGGUUUAGCCUUAUUAUUCGUUGGAUUAUACGAUCAAAUCGAUGUUGCAUGUGAAAGUUUGAAAGCUGUUGAUCAUCCAAUUGGAAAGGCAACUGAAAUUUUAAUCACUGUAUGUGCCUUUGCAGGAACAGGCAAUGUGUUGGAAAUUCAAAAAUUAUUAAAUAUGUGCAUCAAUUUCCCCAAAAAGGAUAAGCUGGAAGCUGAAGGCGAAGGUGAAGGCGAAAUUGAAAUUGAAACUGAAACUGAAACUGAUGAUGCUAAAAAGGGUAAAAAACCUGAUUUAGUUGAUGUUGAUGAAGAUGCAGUGAUGGAAGAAGUCUUACCAGAAGAAACUGAAGAAAAAGAAAAGGAAGAAAAAGAUGAGGAUGAAGAGGAUGAUGAAGAAGAAGAAGACACCACUUAUCAAGCAUAUGCAGUUCUAGGCCUUGCAAUCCUUGCAAUGGGUGAAGAUAUUGGACAAGAAAUGUCAUUACGUCAUUUUGGGCACUUGAUGCAUUAUGGUAAUGAUACAAUCAAAAGAGCAGUUCCAUUAGCAAUGGGAUUAGUUUCUGUUUCUAAUCCUCAAAUGAAUAUUUAUGAUACAUUGUCAAGAUAUUCUCAUGAUCCAGAUUCAGAUGUUGCAGCAAAUGCAAUUUUCUCUAUGGGUGUAGUCGGAUCAGGAACCAAUAAUGCUAGACUAGCACAAUUGCUAAGACAAUUAGCCAGUUAUUAUUCAAGAGAACCCAAUUGUUUAUUUAUGGUUAGAAUCGCACAGGGGUUACUUCAUUUAGGUAAAGGAACAUUAACACUCAACCCAUUUCAUUCAGAUAGACAGGUUGUAUCCAAAGUUCAAUUAGCAGGGUUAUUAAUUGCUAAUGUUUUACUAUUAAAUCCAAAGACUUUUAUUUUGGGUAAUGCUCACUAUUUAUUAUAUUAUUUGAAUGUUUCAAUACAUCCAAGAAUGUUGAUUACAGUAGAUGAAGAUUUAAAACCAAUUGAAGUCAGUGUUAGAGUUGGACAAGCUGUCGAUGUCGUUGGACAAGCUGGUAAACCCAAAACUAUUACUGGAUGGGUGACACAUUCUACACCAGUUUUAUUAGGAGCUGGAGAAAGAGCUGAAUUAGAAAAUGAUGAAUACAUUAGUCUUGCAAGCUCAUUGGAGGGAGUUAUUAUAUUGAAGAAGAAUCCAGAUUACCUUGAUAUUGAAGCUAAAAAUUGAAGAAAGAAAUAAAUGUUUUUUGAUAUAGUCUUUUUUUCACAAUUUUAAUCGUAUAAUUUUUUUAAUACAAAACAACUUAUAUAAUAUAAACAAUAGAUUGAAAAAAAACCAAAAUAC